This is a messenger RNA of Microsporum canis CBS 113480, 1440 nucleotides long. RefSeq names its product beta-lactamase family protein. Lineage: Eukaryota; Fungi; Ascomycota; Eurotiomycetes; Onygenales; Arthrodermataceae. The coding region runs from base 1 to 1440 and encodes 479 amino acids. The transcript is spliced from 2 exons. The record is from RefSeq and is a predicted model, not a curated record.
AUGCGCCUUUCAAACGCCGUCUUCGUGGCCAGGAGCCUGUUGUUCGCUGAAUCUGCCCUCGCUGAGUACCGGUCUUGUUCGCUACUAGGACCCGAUAUAUCCAUUCCGAGAUACUUGUCAAGCAGCACUGUGUUCCAGGACGCUCUUGUUUCCCUGAAGAAGGCGAUUUCAGAUGCCAUCAGCUCUGGGGUGACGUCCUACGGCGACGUGGAUGCGAAUGCGACGUCCUUCUCCCUGGACAUAUUCUCCAUCCACGAGGAUGAUGCCCUGUUCACGUACCAUUACAAUGCACCUGGCCCUGCGGACUCUACGGAUGGUGUGAGGGAGGUAGAUUCCAACGGUAUCUACCGCCUGGGUAGCAUAUCCAAGCUUCUGACUGUCUAUACCUUUCUCACUACCGUUGGCGAUGUCUCGUUCAACGAGCCCAUCACCAAAUAUGUCCCCGAGCUCGUCGCAUAUGCAGCAGACAGACUUCAUGGAUUGGGAUUCACUAGCGACGCGCUGCUGCUGGCUAGUCUCCCUCCAGGCGUGCCAGCUCCAAUCUUCUCGCCCGUCCCAAGAAACAUCACUGAUGCCGAAUGCCCAAAUAACAACGCUAUACCAUAUAAGCGAGCUGGUGUGCUUGGAAGUAUCAAUUUUCAGCACCCGUCAUUCGCCCCAUAUUGGGGCCCGGCAUACUCAAACAUGGCAUAUGUUCUACUGCGGUAUGCGCUGGAAGAGAUGACGAACCAGUCGUUCCCUUCUCUCUUCGCCUCGAAAGUGACCGGGCCGCUACAGCUGAAAGAUACUUACUAUUCAAAUGCCCCCCUGAGCCAGGGCGUUGUCCCCCACAACGACUCAGCUGCCCAGUACACUGACGAUCUUAUGGACGCUGCCCCCGCCGGUGGUUUCUACUCCUCGACCAAAGACAUGCGACCAAUCGGCAAAGCGAUACUCAGCUCUACACUGCUAUCCCCAGCACAGACCCGCCGCUGGAUGAAGCCCCAGACCUUCGCCGCCAACGACGCGAUGCUAGUUGGGCGGCCCUGGGAAAUCUACAAGGCGCCUCUGCCCGAGAAAUCCGUUUGGAUGUACACAAAGGGUGGAGAUAUUGGACUAUACUCCGCUCAGAUCGUUCUACUGCCAGACUAUGGCAUUGGCUUCAACUUCCUAGGUGCGGGCGACAAGCCCAACGCUCUCAAUGCGGUUGUUACUGACAUCGUCGCCGCAAUCACCGUCCCGGCCUCUGAGCAGGCCGCCAAGGAGGAAGCGGCCCGCGUGUACGCCGGCACAUAUAUGCGCCCUGGAUCGAAUGACACCUUCGUCCUUACCGUGGACGCCAGCCCAGGCCUCCUCAUCUCCCGCUUCCUCAUCAACGGGACGGACGUUGUGGCAGGGUUCGGCGCACAGGGCGACCAAAUACGAAUGUUCCCCAGCGGGCUGCAGAGCAGGAGCGGGUAA